AGUAUUCUAUAGCACGUGACCGGGAAAAAUGAAAGGUGGUGUAAUUUUUCUGUCUCUGAGUUUGAAUUUUUUAUUUAUUUGUGGUCACUCCGUUCCCUUUAAGGAGCUGUACAUAGAUCAGUACGUAGAUCAUUACAACCUCGUUUCAUUUGGCGAACGCACAUUCAAAGAAAGAUAUCUAGUGCAAGAUAAAUGGUGGAAACCAGGAGUUGGACCAAUUUUCUUCUACACAGGAAAUGAGGGCCCAAUAGACACAUUCUGGGACAAUACGGGAUUAGUGUUCGAUAUCGCACCAGAGUUCAAUGCCCUUAUAGUGUUUGCUGAACAUCGUUUUUAUGGAAAAUCAUUACCAUUUGGAAACCAGAGUUUCUCCCACCCAUAUAUUGGGUUACUGAGCAUUGAACAGGCCCUAGGAGAUUAUGCUGUUUUGUUGACUACCCUGAGGCAGGAACUGAAUGCCACCUCUUGUCCAGUCAUCGCUUUUGGUGGCAGUUAUGGAGGAAUGCUGAGUGCCUACAUACGAUUUAAGUAUCCAAACUUGGUGGCAGGCAGCAUUGCAGCAAGUGCUCCGAUUAAUCUACUUUCUGCAGACUCAAAGAGAGACUUUUUCUGGGAGGAUGUUACCAAGGAUUUCAAUCAAGUUACACCGAAGUGUGUUGACAGAAUAAGGAGAGGUUUUAUAGAGAUGGACACAUUAUCCAUGAAACCAGGGGGUCUGAAGCAACUGUCCACUACAUUUGGUCUUUGUAAACCAAUGACAUCUAAGAAUGAUUUUCAUCAUUUUCUGGGAUGGAUAAGGAAUGCCUUUACUUACCUAGCCAUGAUGGAUUAUCCCUAUCCAACAUCGUUCAUGGGUAAUCUGCCGGGGUACCCCGUAAAGGUAGCAUGUGGUAUGAUUCUAAACAACACAAAUGCACUGCAGGGAUUAUAUCAGGCUUCAGCAAUAUUCUACAAUGGAACUGCUCGUUCUUGCUUUGACAUCUGGAGUGACUUUAUUGAGUGUGCAGAUCCCACUGGGUGUGGUCUAGGACUUGAUAGUAUGGCAUGGGAUUUCCAGGCAUGUACGGAAAUUCACCUGCCUGCUGGGAGUAACAAUUUGACGGAUAUGUUUCCUGUGCUUCCAUUUACUGAGGAGAUCAGAGGCCAGUACUGUCUGAACAAGUGGGGUGUGGCUCCCAGAGACCUAUGGAGCCAGGCACAAUUCUGGGCCAAAAAUAUCAAGUCAGCCAGUAAUGUAGUUUUCUCCAAUGGUGACCUUGACCCCUGGCACAGGGGAGGGGUGACCACUCCCCCUAACCCCAGUGUAGGAGUGAUUACCAUAAAGGGAGGGGCUCAUCAUUUAGAUUUAAGGGGUAAGAACAAAGAUGACCCAACCUCAGUAACAGCAGCUCGGAGCCAGGAAAAAGCCUACAUAAGGAAAUGGAUUUCACAAUACAGAGCAUCGCAGUGAUAAAGGAAAUACAAAACUUCAUGAAAUUUUGAGCCGACUGUGAUUCCAGUUUACCGUCUAUUGUGUAGACCUAUAAUGCAGAUUUUAUCUAAUGUCUCUUGCUUUUUAAUAUUCAUUUUUCUCUAGAGAGUGACAUGGAUGUUGUUAUAACAGUUAUCUAGUUUUUACCAUUUAAUGAAUUAUUCUGGAUAAAAUAUUCAAAAGAAGUGAUAUUUCAAUAUCAUCAUGUAUACCCCUGUGGCUUUCUAUAAGAGGAAAUGCCAAUGUUAGCAAAUUUGAUUUGGGUUUCAAUCGAUUAUCAAUUUUCGGGAGUUUUGAUCGUUUUCAAGUUUUCACUUCUGUAAAAUUUGUUUUUCAUCAAUUUUUUGUUUCAAAUUAAUGAUGAUGUACUGCCAAAAUGUUUCCAUAUAAAAUCUUGAUUUAAGAAUUGCAUGCCAUCAUUCAGAUCCCAGAAAAGGUAAUAUUAAAAGUUGGAAAGCAGGCUGUAAGUUGUACCAUUUCCCUAAACAAUUUGUCUAAAACUUAAUUUGUAUUUGAUAACAUCUUUAUCCAAAUAGAAGAAAUUCUGUUGAGGUUUGCAGUGUUAUUGUUGGUUUCAAUUUACAAAUUGAAAUUGUAUCUUUCAAAUGAGAUGUGCCAAUUGUUGAGCAAAGUAUAGAUUUUUUUUUCCUCAUAAGAGUAAUUUGUCCAGAAAUUUAGUGUUGGCUUAGAGCCAUAUUCUGGAACACGUCAAUUCCAUUAUACUUACUGCAAAUGAGAAACUCAACAGUGAUAUUCAUAUACCACUAUACUUACAGCCAACAGGGCAUACAAUGGAUACCGCCAUUACAAUCAUUAUAUCACUGUCCACAAAUUGUACUGUAUUAUUACUAAAGCCUUCUGGCACACACACAAACAAAUCUGAACUCAAUACCAAUUGUUUAUCUGUUUACCUCUCACCUCCUCUAUUUCUGGAGGAUUUUUUAUCCCUAGCUCUCAACAAAGUUCUCCAGGAGAUGUACGUAGUAUCAGCGUCUUUAUAUUCAGGCCAUGUUUUUACCAAACAUUCACAGAUGUAAAGGGUUUUAUCUAUUUUUAAGAAUUUGAGUGUAUUUUUUAUCUCAUUUUACUUAGGUGUUUAGCAGCUUUGCACAACAAUCCUAGACACAUAUACAUCUAUUAUUCACUAGAUUGAUGCUCUUUCUCUGUCUAUAAAUGAAUAUAAUGUUAGAUAUUUAAAUGGAAAUACACCAGUUUGUAAUUUCAUUUGUAAUCCUACAAAUAGAUGUAUUUGUAAAAUGAGCAAAAUUAAUAAAAACAAAACUCUUUUAUACUUUA
Messenger RNA from Ostrea edulis (European flat oyster), 2767 nucleotides. Its product is annotated as dipeptidyl peptidase 2-like. NCBI's taxonomy places the organism in Eukaryota, Metazoa, Mollusca, Bivalvia, Ostreida, Ostreidae. The transcript has 12 exons. Gene Ontology annotation, molecular function: serine-type exopeptidase activity; dipeptidyl-peptidase activity. The record is from RefSeq and is a predicted model, not a curated record. Gene Ontology annotation, cellular component: vesicle. Bases 29 to 1450 code for a protein of 473 amino acids. Gene Ontology annotation, biological process: proteolysis.